CGCUGUCCGACUCUCUCCUCAUCCGUCUUCCCUUGGCUCUCUCUCUCUCCCUCUUCACCAAAGACAAAGGAGGCCCUCCAUCAGCACUCCAUCAGUCUUUCCAACGAAAUCAACUCAAGAAGAGUCCAAGAUGCCGGACACAAUUAUGUCCAAGGAACCCUCUUCCAACCUGGAGAAUGCCAUGCAGAUGCUGAUCAAAACCUUCCACAAGUACUCAGGGAAGGAGGGUGACAAGUAUACUCUGAGCCGGGGAGAGCUGAGAGAGCUGCUAACAGAGGAGCUGGGGAGUUACCUAGGGAACGCCCGGGAUGGAGAAGGGGUUGAGAAGGUGAUGAACGACCUGGACGCCAACAGCGACGGUGAGGUGGACUUCACAGAGUUCAUCAUCCUGAUGGGAGCCCUGACAGUGGCUUGCAACGACUUCUUCAUGGAAUACAAGCCCGAGAAACUUGUCCACACACCCUUUGAGAAAAAGGAGGCAACAGUGGAGAAGAAAGAGUGAAGGAAAAAAUGGGAGGAGUGGGGCGGGACUGGGAGGAGGGAAGUGAGAGAUGGAUGGAAAGGGGCAGUGAACUGUGGAGCAACAGGGAAAGGGUACAAUAUGGUCAUCUUAUGCAAAUUUCUAAACAGUGCAAAUGAAAUGUGUGAAAAGAGGCUGAGGGAACUUCACUAAGUAAAGUUUGGCUGAUGGAAGAACAGUGUGUUCCAUCUGCAACUAUCCAAAUACUUUUCAUACCAUAGUUAAGUCACAGAUUCGGAGUCAGUUACUCUGUGUCCUCUAAUGCAUGAGUGGCACCGUAUACAGUAGGGGGUCGGCAACAGGCGUCCUGUGGCAUCCGAGUGAUUUUUUUUGCCCCCCCCCCCCCCCCCCCCCCGAACUUUUUGGUGAACGAAAUAUUUUCUGGUGAUUUUAGUUUUUUACUGUAAAAUCACCAGGAAUUCAGCAAACAUGUGUUUAUUUUAGAAAACUUGUUCAAGUAUUCACACAAAGGUUGUUUUGUUUUUUUUAAAUAUGUGAUCACGUCUCAAUGUAAUCAAUGUAUGAAAUUAUUAAAAUACAAUCUCUUUUUGCGCUUAGUUGUAGUACAUUUGCAGUGUACAGAUUAUUAUAAUUAUGUUCCAGCCCUCUGAUCAUCCUCUCCAACAAAAAUCGACCCCCGGCUGAAUCUAGUUGCCUACCCCUGGUUUACAGGGUAGUAUGUGUGAGUUCAGUUGUGUUCUCUAUUCAGUCUCAAAUUCCAAAUCAACUGUUUAAAUGAUUUGGAUGCAUAUUCAGGAUGGAUUUAAUUGAAAAUAUGAAUUAUUUCAGUGGAUGUUAUUGUAACACACUACAACCAAUGGAGUAAGGUCGGGGCCUAAAGCAGAACAGGGUGAUACUCUGCGUGUCAUGAAUAUAAAGAUGAUAUCAAAGAUAACCUAUUCUAAAUAUUUAAGAUAUUUAUUAUGUACUCAGUGUUGAACAUAAUUGACAUUUCUUUGCACAUAUUUUGUAAUCUGUUUUUGGUAAUUACCAAUGUGUUCUUCCAAACAUUAAACAUGACAUUUAAUCAGCUAUGAA
Molecule: messenger RNA, 1558 nt
Organism: Salvelinus fontinalis (brook trout)
Lineage: Eukaryota; Metazoa; Chordata; Actinopteri; Salmoniformes; Salmonidae
Gene: s100s
Product: S100 calcium binding protein S
Exons: 4
Coding region: 131-502 (123 amino acids)
Molecular function (GO): calcium ion binding
Source: RefSeq, a predicted model, not a curated record